Anopheles coustani is the source of this 1368-nucleotide messenger RNA. Its product is annotated as G protein-activated inward rectifier potassium channel 3-like. The record is from RefSeq and is a predicted model, not a curated record. The transcript has 4 exons. Lineage: Eukaryota; Metazoa; Arthropoda; Insecta; Diptera; Culicidae. The coding region runs from base 1 to 1368 and encodes 455 amino acids. Gene Ontology annotation, molecular function: inward rectifier potassium channel activity. Gene Ontology annotation, biological process: potassium ion import across plasma membrane; regulation of monoatomic ion transmembrane transport. Gene Ontology annotation, cellular component: plasma membrane.
AUGCGCGAUCUACCGAAGCUUCUUCUGCCGCCGGAAGAUGUUGAAUCGGGAGCAGUGUUCGCGAGGGAGGAUCAACCCCUGAGAAACGGGAUAGAUUCGAGGUCACCGAUUGUUUUCACACCGGAUUCGAGCGGUUCCGCCAAGUCACCGUUUCGGUUCGACUCACCACGAUCAUCUGGAAGAAGGCCAGCUUCUUAUUUGAACCGUGCGGGUUACAAAAAGCCUCGAAAACGGGCAAUCUUUAAAAACGGCUACUGCAAUGUGAGUGCGACGAAGGUUCCCCAUCAGCAGAUACGGUUCUUGCAGGACAUUUUCACAACACUCGUCGACGCUCAAUGGCGCUGGACGUUGCUGGUGUUUGCGUUGGGAUUUGUAGGCUCUUGGCUGCUGUUCGGUGCACUGUACUGGUUGAUCUCUUACAGUCAUGGUGACUUCGAGGAGGGUCAUCUGCCUCCCGUUCAAGCCGAGCACAAUUGGACACCGUGUAUUUCCAACAUCUACUCGUUCACGUCCUGCUUCCUGUUCUCACUGGAAACCCAGCACACGAUCGGAUACGGGUCGCGGGCGAUGGAGGAAGAGUGUCCGGAGGCGGUCUUCGUCAUGAGCCUCCAAUCCGUCCAUGGCGUUAUGGUGCAAGCGUUCCUCGCCGGAAUAGUGUUCGCCAAAAUGGCCCGUUCGAAAAGGCGAGCACAGACACUACUCUUUUCGAGGAACGCCGUCAUAUCCAUGAGAGAUGGUGAGCUGUGCCUUAUGUUUCGCAUCGGCGACAUGCGCAAAAGUCACAUCAUCGGUGCAAACAUUCGUGCCCAACUGAUCCGGGGUAAAGUUUCGGCCGAAGGAGAAUCGAUGCCGCAGUACCGAACCGAGCUGGAACUAAGCUCGGACGACUGUUCGUCGGAUGUGUUCUUUAUCUGGCCGCAGAUUGUGGUGCACCGGAUCGACGAGAAGUCCCCACUGUACGGUUACUCGGCCGAAGACAUACUGCUGGAGCGGUUCGAGAUUGUGGUGGUGCUGGAGGGCACUGUAGAGUCGACCGGACAGACGACCCAGGCGCGGACAAGCUACGUUAAUACCGAAAUCCUCUGGGGACAGCGAUUCGAGCAGGUGCUGAUGUACAACGCAGAUAUUCAAAGCUACGACAUCGAUUUCUCAAAGUUUAACGAAACGGUCGCCCAAACGACACCACGAAUGUCGGCGAAGCAGUUGAAGGAAUGCUACAAACUGCCACUGAAAGGACGAUCCUGUGAUCCACUGAUGGGCGUCGAGUUGAGACUUUCCCAGAUGGGGAUGGAAAACGAACGUGUUAAUCCGCAUUUCCUUUUCCCGAUGUUUGAUCGACGACGGUCUCGUUCAUCGACCGAAUUGUAA